GAGCAUAGCUUGUCUCAUCAAUCCCUUCAAUCGUGGCGUUCCGGGUUACCCGCUCGUAUCUCUCUAAAAACCCCUUCACCAGUGGCCAGUGACCACCAUGUCGUCAUAUGAGAUUGUAAUCAUGCAAAAAACCGAGUGCACGUGAAAAGGCUGGAGCGAGCAAAGCACAGUUCUUAAGCAGAUGCAAUUCUGGAGUGCUGGAUUAUGCUUUGAUUUUCACGGUUGCCGACAACCCGAUUGGCCGUGGCGCGGCUUGGCGCUAUCACCACUGGUGUUGCAGCAAUUGUCAUCACCGCCACUAACACUUUAUCAAGAACCAAACUCCCCCGGCCGCGCCUGCUUCCCCGCCAUCUCCACUCAACAGCUCGAUACACCAGGUACACGAUGCUUUCUACUACUCGCGCGUCCACCGCCCUGACCCUGCGAUCGGCAUUGCCAUCCAGGAACAUCGCCAUCCGAGCCAUCUCCACCUCGAAGCCUACAGCGCUCGCCUCCGCCGGCGGCAUCACACAUGUCGGACAGGAGACCGGUCUCACCGACCGUCCCGCGCGUCGUGAGGUUCUGCUUCCGUCGCAGGAGCGCCCCAAGAACGUGGUCGACUAUGCGUUGACCACCCUCGAUACGAUGGCGAACUGGGCCCGUCAAGGAUCGCUUUGGCCCAUGACCUUCGGACUCGCGUGCUGUGCCGUCGAGAUGAUGCACUUGUCGACGCCCCGCUACGACCAGGAUCGCAUGGGAAUUAUUUUCCGUGCCUCGCCUCGUCAGUCCGAUGUCAUGAUCGUCGCGGGUACGCUCACCAACAAGAUGGCCCCUGCUCUGCGACAAGUCUAUGACCAGAUGCCUGAGCCCCGCUGGGUCGUCUCCAUGGGUUCGUGCGCCAACGGAGGUGGAUACUAUCAUUACAGUUACUCGGUCACUCGAGGCUGCGAUCGUAUCGUGCCCGUUGACGUCUACGUGCCUGGCUGCCCGCCCACUAGUGAGGCGCUGUGCUAUGGUAUCUUGCAGUUGCAAAAGAAGAUGAGGAACACCAAGAUCACCCGGAUGUGGUACAGGAGGUAGAUAGGUGGGGGGUUAUUCUGUUCCGAGAUGUUUGCUAGAAUGCAGAUAGGGUGUUUUUGGGGGGUACGUUGGGGUUCUGUACAUUUUUUUUUUCGAGACGUGUGUUUGUCAUGCCCUAUUUUCUUUGGCUUUCCGCAUUGUAUCGUCUCAACUGCAAUACAGGUUUACAUUUGACUUCAUCAGCG
Molecule: messenger RNA, 1244 nt
Organism: Tricharina praecox
Lineage: Eukaryota; Fungi; Ascomycota; Pezizomycetes; Pezizales; Pyronemataceae
Product: NADH-ubiquinone oxidoreductase-like protein subunit
Exons: 3
Coding region: 385-1059 (224 amino acids)
Biological process (GO): aerobic respiration; electron transport coupled proton transport; mitochondrial respiratory chain complex I assembly
Molecular function (GO): 4 iron, 4 sulfur cluster binding; NADH dehydrogenase (ubiquinone) activity; quinone binding
Source: RefSeq, a predicted model, not a curated record